AUGCUCAAGCUCGACAUACCUCAAAGUUGUAUGAAUAGCGCCCUCCGUCAAACUGCCAUCAACGGCAGCAAAGUCAUCCGUCGGUCUUCUCUGCUCCUCCAGACCGCCGUCCAAGUCGCCCAACCCAAUAAUCCUCCGUCUGCUACUACGACAGCAACACUUCACCACCACCAACACCACCCGUUGGAACGAGCGUUCCACACAUCAACGCCAGUCCGGGACACGGAGCAUCACGAGAAAGACGUAGGGGGCCUGAUAGACCGCAACACGCUGAACCCGUUGCGCAGCGAGUACUCCAAGUCCGGAACAGACGAUGAGGUGGCCACUCACCAGGUGGCCUUUGAUCCCGACAACACAGCGCCCGAGGACGAGGUCGAUGCCGCGGGACACGAGUCCCGGCGUCGCGGGAAUACGAGCAAUCCGCUCGAUGUGAGUCCUGGCAAUCAAGAGGUCAGCAAGGCGCGCGAUCCCAUGGAGGGCGGAGCGGAGCAUGGUGUGGAAAAAGGCCCAAGUGCUCAAGGAUGGACAAGGAAGCGAAGGCCGGUGAAUACCGGAGGGGUCCAGCAAUCAUGA
Molecule: messenger RNA, 573 nt
Organism: Rasamsonia emersonii CBS 393.64
Lineage: Eukaryota; Fungi; Ascomycota; Eurotiomycetes; Eurotiales; Trichocomaceae
Exons: 2
Coding region: 1-573 (190 amino acids)
Source: RefSeq, a predicted model, not a curated record